GCGGGCGAGCUGCGGGAAGCUCAGCCUGACUACAAGUACCAGGAGCCUCCGGGCUCUCAGUUUGACUACAAGUCCCAGGAGCCUUCGGGCGCGCAGGCAGUUUGCUAGUGCCCGGGGCCGUUGGUCACACGGGGGCGGCGUCCCUGCAGAAGCCGCGGGCUAAGGGGUUUCGAAAGGUAGGAAGACCCCCCCUACCCGUCUCCACAUCCCAAACAAGCCUCGGUGCUUGGCUUCGGAGCUUCCUAGAGCCAUCUGCCCCAGCCAACAGCUGCAAGACCUUCACCUGCCUCCAUUCUCUGAGCACCAGGAUCUGAGGAGCAUCAGUGAACAUGUCUAAUGAACCACCCCCUCCUUAUCCUGGGGGCCCUACAGCCCCCCUUCUGGAAGAGAAAAGUGGAGCUCCACCUACUCCAGGCCGCACCUCCCCAGCUGUGAUGCAGCCUCCACCAGGCAUGCCACUGCCCCCUGCAGACAUUGGCCCGCCACCCUAUGAGCCACCAGGCCACCCAAUGUCCCAGCCUGGUUUCAUUCCCCCACAUGUGGGUUCAGAUGGCGCCUAUAUGCCUCCUGGUUUCUACCCUCCUCCAGGCCCUCAUCCACCCAUGGGCUACUACCCACCAGGACCCUACCCUCCAGGGCCCUAUGCCGGUCCUGGAGGCCACACAGCCACUGUCUUGGUCCCUUCAGGGGCAGCCACCACAGUGACAGUGCUACAGGGAGAGAUCUUUGAAGGUGCACCAGUACAAACGGUGUGUCCUCACUGCCAGCAGGCCAUCACCACCAAGAUCUCCUAUGAGAUUGGCCUGAUGAAUUUUGUGCUUGGUUUCUUCUGUUGCUUCAUGGGGUGUGACCUGGGCUGCUGCUUGAUCCCUUGCCUCAUCAAUGAUUUCAAGGAUGUGACACACACAUGCCCCAGCUGCAAAGCCUACAUCUACACGUACAAGCGCUUGUGCUAACGGAGCAAGGCUUGGACUCCCCCACCUAUCAGUCUGGCCCCCUGUGCUUUGCUCCCCAUGCUCAGUGGUUGCUUCCCCACUCCCAUACCCUGGGUUUGGAAGCUGUGCCACCAUCCCUAGAAAUCCUGUCCUCACCUUGCCCUACCCUGAGCAUCUGACUCUUCCAACAAAAAAUGUUGGAUUUAAGGCCCAAAGGCCAGUGGGUAGCAGAGGGGCGGCACUGAACUUGUGCGUUGCUGGUUGCUUGGCAUUUGUGAUCUAGAAGAUAAGCUGGGAAGGCUCUCCUACAGGGGUCUUUAUUCCUCCAUUUCCGUCCAAGGUCUAGUCUCCAUCCUGGCUUUCCCUGGGACCAAAAGCAACUAGAGCAGUAGUGGGUCCCAGUCUGAGGGCUGUGCCUGAAACCACAGUUGUUUCUGAUAUGUUGGGCCUAGAGUGGGCAUUGUCUAGAGCUGGGUGGACCCAAGUGAGACAGGGUCAUAAGGCCUGGGUUUGCUAUAAGACAUUUUACCCGUGGGGUACUACAGGCAAGAUGUAACAGAAGUAGUGAUAGCCAAUCCUGGCCCUCAGAACUCUCAGGUAUGGAAACCCAGAUCUCUAACUCCUGUCCAAGUGCCCAAAAGCUGCCUGGUGCAAGGCAGAGAGGAUGCUGGGCAAAUCGUAGCCUUGGUAGCCAAGAAGGAGGACUCUCCCUUGCCCCUGGCAGCUUCAAACUGGUGUGCAGACCCCCUUUCUGGCCACACUUGUGAACCCCUAUAUUUUCUGGGGCCAAAAGGAAUACUCAUGAGCCUAGCAUCUCCUGUCUACCCUCUGUCCUCACUGUAUGUGGGUGUGACCUCUGGUGGCUGCUAUGUCCCAUCUGGGACAGAUAGCAGGUUCACUGGGAUAUGCAACACCCUCUCCAUUGGCUCACUUCCAGGAAGCACCGGGCCCUCCUUUGCCUGUGCUGCUGCUGUGUUGGCCCCUGCACUGGACUGGGGACCAGGAAGAGCAGCUGAGUAGUGAGGGUACUCUGGUGGACACCAGCCCUGUUGGGGUGCAAGCCCAGACCUGUCUUUACUUCCCGAAUGGUUGGUAUAUGGACGCUAUAUCCUGUUGCUGUCCCUCUCCUGGUCUCGCACUGCCAUUGCAUGGCCUCUUGUCACUGUGAAUUGUGGCCUGGUCUCAGUUUGUAGUUCCUCAUUAAAUUGGCCCUUUCACUCCCCUGGCCCGGGCCUCUGCUCUCUUGCCUGGCUUCCUUCUUUCUGAGGGAGAAAGGGUGGGGCUACAGUAGUCUUAAUUCAGGCAGGGGUUGAGCUGAACUACUGGGGACAAUAUUAAUAUUUAAGGACCUAAUUGUGGUAAACCAGAGUCAGAUAUAGACCAAUCCCAGGGAAAUCCAGCAGUAACUAGUCAGCACUGCAGUUGGUUUCAGCACUGGCUGUAAAGCCCUCUUAGUCCUUCUGAUACUGGUUCUAGCCAUCUAUACUCCUUGGUAUCUGCCACAAAGGACCUGUAAAUUGGAGACCCCUUUCCCUCCAAGUUUUGGCUUGCCUUCCUUCUACCUUGUAGAUGUUGCUCUUAGUCCUUUAGCAGGAUAGAGCCACUGAGCCGAGGCUUAUGGGGUGCAGUCUUGGACACCCAGGUUCUAAACUGUGAAUGUGAUAGACUCAGUCUAUAGUUUUCCCACCAUUUGAGAACCUUUUUUUGAAUAAAACUUUUAAAACAAUA
This is a messenger RNA of Perognathus longimembris pacificus (Pacific pocket mouse), 2663 nucleotides long. RefSeq names its product cell death inducing p53 target 1 (gene Cdip1). The transcript has 6 exons. Gene Ontology annotation, molecular function: zinc ion binding. Lineage: Eukaryota; Metazoa; Chordata; Mammalia; Rodentia; Heteromyidae. Gene Ontology annotation, biological process: tumor necrosis factor-mediated signaling pathway; intrinsic apoptotic signaling pathway in response to DNA damage by p53 class mediator. The record is from RefSeq and is a predicted model, not a curated record. The coding region runs from base 330 to 956 and encodes 208 amino acids.